GUGCUCCUCGCCCUGUAGAAAGGCAAAGCCCGCCGUGCAGGCAGCCUAGCACUUAGAAGAUGCGAGGUCAUCUGCGAGGGAAGACGCUUCGGGGAGCCCCGGCAUUCCUUCCGCAGAAGAAGGGCCUUUGAGGGGGGCGGCCGAGGUGUCGCUGGCGUGGGCAGGGGCCGGGACAGAGGCGCCGAGAAGAUGGGGCGGCCUGCUCCCAGGCUGCCAGGGCCGGGGCCGAGUUGGCUGUGGGUGAGAAGUGAAGCGCAAGAAGAGGCCGCUCGGAGGCUCGGCGGGUAGAGCCCUGGGCCCAAAACACGCUAGCAUGGUAGAUCUAGAAUUGAAAGGGGCCUUCUAACUGAGCUCCUUAUCUUACAGGUGAAGCGCUGAGAUACAGUUGGUAGAACUGGAAUUUGAACCUGGAUCCUAGUCACAAAUCCAGCACUGUACUAGGGAUCAAGACCAUUAAUAUUUAGGAAAACUAUGUUUAAUUCUACUGAGAUCAAACUUAAAAUUAAGUCAUUCAGCUGUCCUGAGCCUGUGAAUUUUACCAUACAGUGGCAUUUGAAAUAUCAUGCAUGUCACAAUGAAUAUACUAAAUUGGAAGAACUGUUAGACAAGCACAUACUUAGUGGUGAUGAAGACUUCUGUGAAAAUUAUUUUCAAGGAAAACAAUGUCGCAAGCAAAAACGUGAACAUUUAAAUUGUGACCGGGAUUUACAGAUGUUUCCUAUGUUAAAUAGUAAAGAACAAACAGUGGUAAAUAGGAAAAAACUUCCAGACUUGCAAGGAUCAAUGGAUGAUGUUGUAGCUACAACAUGGAGGGAUGGACCGCAUCUCUUUAUUAUUUCUUUUAAAACAGAAAAGGAAGAUACAAGUUGGAAUUUGAAUGUUUCUCUUUCGAUGGUGGGCCUUCAUGGAUAUAUCUCUGCCUCAGAAUGGCCUUUAAUGAUUUUUUAUAUGGUGAUGUGCAUUAUUUACAUUUUGUAUGGUGUACUCUGGCUGAUGUGGUCUGCCUGUUAUUGGAAGGAUUUAUUAAGGAUUCAGUUCUGGAUUGCUGCUGUUAUUUUCCUGGGAAUGCUGGAAAAAGCAGUAUUUUAUGCAGAAUAUCAAAAUGUAAAUACUACAGGACUGUCUUCCCAAGGUUUAUUAAUGUUUGCUGAGCUGAUUUCUGCAAUUAAAAGGACACUAGCACGCCUUCUGGUUAUUAUUGUGAGCUUGGGCUAUGGCAUUGUGAAACCCCGUUUAGGAACAGUUAUGCAUCGCGUGAUCGGACUGGGUGCUCUUUACUUCAUUUUUGCAGCUAUUGAAGGCGUUAUGAGAAUUAUUGGGGGUUCUAGCCAUGUAGCUGUUCUCAUUUGUGACAUUAUUUUAGCAAUCAUUGACUCCAUUUUUGCGUGGUUCAUAUUUGUAAGUUUGGCACAAACAAUGAAGACCCUAAAACUAAGAAAGAACACAGUGAAAUUUUCACUCUACAGACAUUUCACAAAUACUCUGAUUUUUGCUAUAUUGGCUUCUAUAGUAUUUAUGAUAUGGACAACUAAAAAGUUUAGAUUAGCAGAAUGUCAGUCUGAUUGGAUGGAACUCUGGGUUGAUGAUGCAUUUUGGAGAUUCCUUUUUUCUCUGAUUCUUCUAGUAAUAAUGUUUUUAUGGAGACCAUCAGCAAAUAAUCAAAGAUAUGCCUUUACACCCUUAAUAGAUGAUUCAGAUGAUGAAAUUGAAGAAUUCACAGUGGUGUCUGAAAAUUUAGCUGAAGGCAUAAAGCUAAGAGCUUCAAAAACUGUUUCCAAUGGAACAGCUGUACCUGCUUCUUCUAAUAGUGUUGAUGAAGAUUUAAAGUGGGUAGAAGAAAACAUUCCUUCUUCAUUCACAGAUGUAGCUCUUCCAGUAUUAGUGGAUUCAGAUGAGGAAAUAAUGAUGACCAAAUAUGAAAUGUCAGAAAGAAUGUUAUCUUCAGAAAAGAUAAUGUGAUUAGAACCUGCAUAAAUGAAGCCUAGUUAAUGGCCAUGAAUUGUUCUCACCCAAGCUCUAAGAAACCUUCACCAGCUAUGCAUAUAAAUGUAUUGUUAGCAUUCAGCUGUCUGGCCUUUUUGUUUUUCAUACCUGACACUCCUAUCUCCUGCUUGUGCUGUGCCAUUGAGCUGUCCCCCACACCUGGAAUGCAUGUCUUCCUUCAGUCAUCUGCACCUCUUAGAGUACCUGUUUUCUUCAAGACUCAGCUCAAGCACCACCUGCUACAGAAGGCCUUUCUUGGUCAUCUCCCCCACCCAGCUACUAGUGCCUUCCCUCUAAAUUAUCGGGUAUCUCUUUUGUGUGUGUAUAUACAUAUAUCUAUAUAUAUAUUUAUACAUAUUGAUAUGUGCGUGCGUAUGUGUUUUCUCUGAUAGAAUGUAAACUCAUUGAAGACAGGGACUGUUAACUUUUUUUGUCUUUAAAUCCAUAGCGCCUAAGAAAGUGCCUGGCACAUAUAAGGCGCUUAAUAAAUGAUUGUUGACUGAAAUUUUUUGGUUAUAUUAUCAUGGAAGAUAUACAUAUUAAUAUUAAAUGCUCUGGUAUUGGGAAGGAAUUUAUAUUAUUUUAUAAAGAUGGCUCUUGAAUGUUGUCUUAGUGUCAGUUUGCUCUAGUUUUGGGAGCAAUUUAAAGUAUUACAUGCAAGAAGUGCAUAAAAUAUUUUCUUGUCUAGUGCAUAUUAUGUAUGUACUAUUUUGAAACUAUUUUCUUUGGGAGUAAAAGUUUAGGGAUUUAAGAUACCUAUUUAUUUUUUUUUUAACUUUCAUACAGUGUUCUCUGUACUUUUAGAAAGAAUGUGAGUUCUCUGUGGUAUUGCAAAUCAUAUUUUGUUUUCUUGGGUUUAUGCUUUAUAAUUUGACAAUUUUCUUUUUUUAAUAUAUAAAAAUGAUUCUAUACUAAGUAAAAUAUGGGUAAAGUUGAAGUGCAAAUAUGUAAUUUCUUGAUUUUGCUCUUUUGUUUAAAACAAAAGAUAUUCUUUAUAAGUACUUCUAUUAGCGUAAAAAUGCUUAUCUCAGUUUUCUUCUUUAAGUUGAGCAUAGUACAAGCAUUAUGCCAUCUGAUAAGAAGUGAAAAUCCUCCCUCCACUUCUAUUGGACCUCUGGAGCUAGUCAUAUCAUCCCCAGAAGAUCACUCAGCUACUGUUGUCAUUAUGUAAUUUAACAUGUGGAAAAUGCCAACAAAGAUAAAUGUAAAGAGCCCUAGAUAGUCAAGUUACUCAGAUGAAGGACCUAGGAAGCAAAACAGGCUGAGUGACCACUUGAAACAUAAGACACUACUUUCUUAUAUGUGUGAGAAAGAAAUCUAGCAAACUACUAAGACUUUCUAAUAGCCAGCUAGUCUAUCUUGUCAAGAGAGAGCAACUUCACUUUGCCUAUAAUCUUGAUGUGUUUUCUGUUUAGACAACUAUCACUGACAUUCUGUAACUGAGUUAAUCAUUUAUAACUAUCUAAGUGUUAAAGCCUUCUUCCUCAACAUUUUUAUAUAUCAGUUUUUAUAUUAUGCAUUUAUAACUUGACAUGCUCAUAUAUAACUUCAAACUUUUAAUUUUGAUAUAUUUAUAUAUAAAAUGUUCUAAAUAUUAAGAUGAAGUAAGUAUAUAGUAUAAUGAGAAUGUGAAUCAUUUGCAAAUGUUAUUAAUGCUGCUUUUGUAACCAAAGAAGGAGAAGGCUUUAACUGACAUUUAGAAUGAAAGUAUUAUAACCUGAUCUGUUUAUCUUUUGAAGGAGCUCUAUUGAUCUGGUGAGUUUAAGAGUUACUUAAGAUAAUGUAGGCAAAAUUAGCUUUAAAAACCUUUACUUGCAAAUAUUUCUAGAAUUUUGUGGGAAGAUGAAGAAUUUACCUUUCACUAAUUCAUUCAAAUUCUCUUAUUUACCAUUUUCAAGGAUGUUUAUAAGGGGAGUUAAUUCUGUUAUGUUUGUGAUCCAUGUCUAUUGAGUAAUAUAUUCUCAAGAUUGUUGACCAUGUAGUCAACAAAAUUUUUUUUUUAAAACAAGAUUUUUGAAAAUGAAAGGUUCUCAUUUGAAAUAGGCCAGAUAUUUUAUAUGCUCAAAAACAUUGAUUUUGGAAAUAUGAUAUUGUGUUGGGAUAUAGAUCUUAGAAUGAAAAAUAAUAAAUAGGAAUGUGAACUUUAUUUUACUUUCCACCAUGCAUAGGACAAAUUUUCCCCCACAAAAAUGAUCCAUUGGGACAGUUAGGUGGUGCAGUAGAUAGAGCACCAGCCCUGAAGUCAGGAGGACAUGAGUUCAAAUUUGACCUCAGAAAGGAAUACCUCCCGCUGUGUGACCCUGGGCAAGUCACUUAACCCCAACUGCCUCAGUAAAAAAAAAAAAAAAAAAAAAUUCACAUGUGAAUGUAUAGAUUCAGAAGUUUUGAUUAAACACAAUUAGAUGUGCAUAGAACAAAAAUCCUUGUCACAAAAAUUACCCUUAUUCAAAGUUAUAUUUGUCUAUGCAUAUAUCAUUGUCUUCUGAAUGCAGUUAAUGCAGUUAUAUUUUGCAGAACUGGGAUGAUUUUUUACUUUCGGUUUCUAGCACUUUACAUUUAAUACCUUUCGGUCCUGGGAGUGGUGGGGUUGGAAUAGAAAUAAAUCUGUCUAUUAUAGUAUAUUAGUGGAAUUUGGAAAUGUAGCAUUCUGAACUAUCUGGCUGCAGUAGCUACAAAGUGAUGUUAGUAAUGAUGGUGGUUGUGACUAAUAGGGAAAACUACCUCUAAAACAACCUGACCUCUUUUCCUCUUAAUGUUUGUUACACUAUAUAACUUUUCCUUCUGUAAUCAAAAUCAUUUAAGAAAUUUUCUUACUCAAAACCUUUUUUCUCUUAUCCUCAAAGAAAGCAGUAUGUUUUUCUUCUCCCUCCCCUCCAUUGGAAUGUAAUUUUAGAUACAUAGUAUGAAAGUUUGUAUUUUUAAGGAGAUGGUGCUGGUGAGUGGAGCAGUAGCAAAAUACACUUAAUUAUUGGCAUAGGAAUGUUGUAAGUUUUGUGACUGAGAUUCUUGCUUUCAUUAUCCUCAAUAUAAUGGGGCCUAAAGAAAUUCUUUAGGGGCUCCUAAAUAGCCCCAUAUUAUGGCGAUUCAUAACUCUCACACCGAAAGUUAGAGUGAGGACUAAAGAUUAUAAUUUAUAGUAUAACAAUUUGAGGAGACACUGUGUAGGGUCAUUAUAAAUGUUAGGCCUAUUGAUAACUGUUUUAGUUACUGUUGUCUAUGGCUGUUUUCAGCCUGUGCCUUAUGGGAUAAGAUAGAAUGUUCUUUUAAAUUCCCAAACUAGCACUUUUUGAUCAGGUAAAAGGAAAAUAACUUACUGUUCAAGAAAUCUCUUGAUUUAUGUGACUGCCUAUUAAAGAGAGAAUAUGAAGAAUAAUAUGGAAUCUUAUUGUUCUAUAUGACUGCCUCUUUCCAUAUAAAGCAUUUAAAAUGCUCUUGGAUUUUAUUAAAUGGACACCUUUUUUAUUUUAUAUCUUUAAAGUGAUAAUCCAUUGCUUUAAGUUAAGAGUAAUGUAUGCUUUAUUUAAAGGUGAGUGUGUUCAUUUAGUUGAUCCAAAACUCUAAAAAACGUAACUUGGUAUUAUUAAAUAGAUUGGUGGACAGCCUAUUCUAAGACUCUUACUAUUAGUGCAAAUAACUCCUUUUAUAGGGACUCAUAAUAUUUCCUCUAUAGUAAAAAAAAGUUGUUGCUGAUUGAUGUAUAGUAUUUGCUGUAUUUUUGUAUAAUUGUAAUGUUAAGACCUUGUAUAUAAAUAUGCACAUGAGGUUCAUAAUUUUAUGCCCUUUAUCUUGAAGGAUUUUUGGUCUGUUGUGCCAGAUUACAAUUUACUAUAUAGUUGGAGAAUGUUAUACCAGAUUAUUAAAUUAAUACUUCUAGAUCAAGUAGCAAUAGAAAACACAGUAAGCCUUAAAUUAAAAAAAUUAAUUUAGUCACUUGGUUAAAAUUCUAAAAGAAUGAAAUGUACAUGUAUAGUAAAAGAAGUCGUUGUUGUUUUCCUCAAGAGAAUGUUUUUAAACGUGAGAGUAGAGUUACAUUGAAUUGGUAUCAUUUUCUAAAAUUAGAAGAAAUUCAUUUGAGAAUGAAAUUAAGUUGGAGAUGACAUUGAAUAUUAUGAUUUUUUUUUUUGUAAUUAAAGAAUGAAUGAUGUCUUCAUUGAAAGUUUCAUUUGGAGCAGGUUGUCCUGAAUAUGAGAAAGAAAUUGAAGAAUUUUCAUUACUUGAAAAUUUGAUGUAUUACUGUGCCUUAAUGUUUGUUCUGACUUUCAAUAAAAUAAUUUCUGAAAUUC
Sarcophilus harrisii (Tasmanian devil) is the source of this 6266-nucleotide messenger RNA. It is a transcript of the gene TMEM87B, whose product is annotated as transmembrane protein 87B. Gene Ontology annotation, cellular component: Golgi apparatus; membrane. Bases 472 to 1959 code for a protein of 495 amino acids. NCBI's taxonomy places the organism in Eukaryota, Metazoa, Chordata, Mammalia, Dasyuromorphia, Dasyuridae. Gene Ontology annotation, biological process: retrograde transport, endosome to Golgi. The record is from RefSeq and is a predicted model, not a curated record. The transcript has 19 exons.